AUGAAAGAAGCAUUCAGCACCCCACUCCAAGGCUACGAUGCAUUGCGAAUCCUAACACAAAUCCUAUCCCUUCAAACGCUUCAUUACCUCAUCCUUGCAACCCUCCUGCCGCCAUUUCUUGCUAUCUUUGCCGAGACAUCAUCUCUAAUGUUUGAGGGGGGCCCUACACAAGUAGGAAUGGUGUUCGACUGGAGGCAAGUUGCUUCUAGGCCCACUUAUGAUUGGUUACCGCCAAAAGAUAUUUUGGAUCAGAGGGAAGGCUGGAAGGGGUGGAUUGACCCUGGUCCAGGUGAUGGGGAUGGGGGAGAGGGGGAUGGAGGAGAGGGGGAUGGAGGAGAGGGGGAUGAAGGAGAAGGGGAUGGGGGAGAGGGGAAUGGGGGAGAAGUGGAGAUUGAUCCAGCAGUACUAGUUCGGUGGAAUCUGGAUAAUGUUUGGCUAGAUGCCCCUCUCCCAGGCAGUAGUGGGGUACAGGGGAGAGUUUUGGACCAUGAACAAAUUCUUCGCUAUAAAUCUUCCAACCUCACCACUACCUCUUCUGACCCCAACCCAUCCUCACCUUCCUCCGAAUCCGAAAUUUCAACCCAAUCCCCUACAGUAGAAAGCGCAAUCGAACAUUGGGAAUGGGACCAUACACGAGAUUCACAUAGAUCUUACGUCCUUAUUGUAACCUGGCUCCUAACCGCCCCACUAGACAUCUUACUCCUAGUCUACUUAGUCCGUCGCCCAACGCAUAUGCUAGACCACGCAUUAACGUUGCACUUCCUAAACCUGCUCAUCACCUCGCUCUACGUGGGUAGAGUGCCAAGUAGUCUGGUCUGGUGGUUAACAAUGUUAGUUCAUGCAGCAGUGACGAUUGUUUGGAGCGAACAGCUGGCGAUUAAACGCGAGAUGGGUCGGAGUUUGGGGUAUAGUUUGGUUGGUAGUGGCGAUGGCGAUGUCGAAUCAAGAGGGGUGGUAGGAGGGAGAAAACAGAGUGAUGCUCAUCUUGUCUUUGAUUCUGAACAGGAGGGGUUAACGAGAGGUGGGGAGCGGUAUGAGAUGAAACCUCUGUAA
Messenger RNA from Ustilago hordei, 1053 nucleotides. RefSeq lists its product as uncharacterized. The record is from RefSeq and is a predicted model, not a curated record. Bases 1 to 1053 code for a protein of 350 amino acids. The transcript has a single exon. NCBI's taxonomy places the organism in Eukaryota, Fungi, Basidiomycota, Ustilaginomycetes, Ustilaginales, Ustilaginaceae. Gene Ontology annotation, biological process: protein localization to Golgi apparatus; Golgi to endosome transport; Golgi to plasma membrane protein transport. Gene Ontology annotation, cellular component: Golgi membrane; trans-Golgi network.